AUGUCGUCCCAGUCACCAGAAAACGGAAUUCCUGCGGGGAGUGGAGACCAGAGCAUUUUCUCCUGCAGCAUUUGUACCAAGAUAUUCACGAAGAGGUUGUCCCGGAAUCGCCAUGUGCUUUACUGCCGUCAAAGGCAACUCAAGCAAAACCCUAGCCGGAAGAAAUCGUGCACACUCUGCAGGCGUGCUAAGACGAGAUGCAGUGAGGCAAUACCACAGUGCACGCGGUGCAAAGCGAAAGGAUUAGAUUGCAAGUAUGAUCACGAAAACUCGGCUUUGCUAUUUCUUGAGCUCGGUGAGGGGGAGUCCGACCACGAUGUAGGGCUCAACCUCCCUGCACCGAGAACAGAGCCGGCGACACUUCCUACCCAAGCACUGCAGAUUCCCUUGCUAAAUCCAACCAAUGGGGAAAAUUCUCAAGUCGAUUUUCGGUUGAACAGUUUGGCAUCACAUCAGGAUUACCUGCCAGGCCAGCUACUUGACCAUGAGAUCGAUUUCAAUUUGGAUCUUGAAGUCCCUCAAUAUGAAGACUGGCUGGAUCCCAACCGCAUAGGUGAAAUAGCUCAAGAUGUGUGCGAAUCUGCACAUCAGCUCACUGUGUUAUCCAACUCUGGAGGGUCGAGACAGAUAACAGGUCACAACGAUAACCAAUCCAGCCUCCAAUAUCCUCAAGAGUUACUCCAGCACCCAUCAUAUUUGAAUACAGUUGAUGGUGAAAUGAGUCUGCUCUCAGCACGAGCUGCCCGAAUCGAACCAAUAUUCUCCGCUGCUCGUAAGAUUGGCCUCUUCCGACGGAGGGAGCGAUCAUUUGGGUCCCAGCUGAGCGCCCAUUUUCUGCUCCAAACACUACGUUCAUAUCCCAAAAUUUUGCUGUCUGGCUCUCUUCCGCCAUUCAUUCACGAAAACUUCGGAGGUCUUGGCAAUCGAGAUCUUGUCGCUAGCUCAAUGGAAUUACCGAUUUCAAUCCUCCCCGAACCGCUUGCCAUCUGCAAGAGUAUAAUUUGUAUGUACUUUUCGAAGACUUCGGAGAGCACGUCUUUCGUGUGGAGGACCAUAGACAUGGAGUUGAAUCGCUUAGGCCUGGAGUUUCAUGCCUUUUCUGAGUGGACUCUGAUGUCAUCUCUUCAAGCUUUAACAAUCUACAUUCUCCUAGCCACUCUCGAAGAAGAUAACCUCUCUCCUGCUAUUGAUGCAAAGUUGCUUCAGAUGAUGAUGGAAUGGAUUCUCCAAGAAUCAAGAGAUCGAACAUUUACUCUCCUCUAUAUCAUCAACAUGCUUUUCGAUAUCAAUCCAACCCAUGACCCGAAUGUUUGCAAUGCGAUUCUGUCUAUGCCAGUUCCUGCACACAAGUCGUUGUGGGAAGCAAAGGGAUAUCCUGAAUGGAAGAAGGCGCACACUGGGUUUCUCCAAAAACGCCAGGGGAGACCUAGCCUUGCUUAUCGUGAUAUCACACAAAAGGAUUGGAAGAAUGAGGUAUCCAUAUUAGUUUGA
Hyaloscypha bicolor E is the source of this 1491-nucleotide messenger RNA. RefSeq lists its product as uncharacterized. The record is from RefSeq and is a predicted model, not a curated record. Gene Ontology annotation, biological process: regulation of DNA-templated transcription. Gene Ontology annotation, molecular function: DNA-binding transcription factor activity, RNA polymerase II-specific; zinc ion binding. The transcript is spliced from 7 exons. Bases 1 to 1491 code for a protein of 496 amino acids. Lineage: Eukaryota; Fungi; Ascomycota; Leotiomycetes; Helotiales; Hyaloscyphaceae.